Messenger RNA from Penicillium brevicompactum, 984 nucleotides. RefSeq lists its product as uncharacterized. The record is from RefSeq and is a predicted model, not a curated record. Gene Ontology annotation, biological process: positive regulation of transcription by RNA polymerase II. Gene Ontology annotation, molecular function: DNA-binding transcription factor activity. The transcript has 3 exons. Bases 1 to 984 code for a protein of 327 amino acids. NCBI's taxonomy places the organism in Eukaryota, Fungi, Ascomycota, Eurotiomycetes, Eurotiales, Aspergillaceae.
AUGGAGUUGGUUUCCCAGUUGACUUCGAAAGUUGCCUUCCGGUUAAAUUAUACCCGAUCACGUGAUACGGUGGACGACGACAUCUCUUCGGGGCUCGUAAUGAGGGACAUUGUGAUGGAAACCCAAGUUGGAGGAUGUCACCCUCUAGGCCAACGAAAAGGCAAAGAAUCUAUAGGGCAUGCGAUCAAUGUCGUCGGCGGAAGUCAAAGUGUGACGGUGAGCAGCCUGCUUGCUCUAUCUGCCGAGCGGGCGACCGUUCCUGCACUUACGAAAAUGGCGGUGGCCGGCGAGGCCUGGCGCCUGGAUAUCGAAAACACGGUACACGGCCUUUUGGCGAAAUCACGAAACAAUGACCACUUCCUUGCCAAAGACCCUGCGACUUUGUGGCGUAAGUCCCGACUCGCCAAAGAGAUGCCUGUUCUUCUCGAUCAUGAUUCUCAGGAGAGCUCUACACUCACUGUCGCCGAUGAACCUGAAUGGGAUACCCUGGAGAUCUCCAGCACGCCAGACGUGACGACUGGUGGUAUUGGCCCUUCAACAACAGGACCGAAUGAACUCAUAUCUCAACAGCCCACUACAUCAAACUGUCGAAGCUUGCCAGCGAUCCUAGAUCUGGCGUAUCCAGUGGAUACACUCAACAUCCUGGACAACUAUUUCAAAUACACACACUGCUGGUUUCCGAUUUUGGAGCACCAUGACAUGCUAAGAACAAUGCACACUAGCGCCCAGUUGCGAAAAGUUCAUCGAGAAGGAUCAAGCCUAGUCCUCUGGGCUCUCGUGGCAUACGAAACACUCCAAAGUGACACAAACGACACGGCAUAUCCAGAUCAUCUACACAUCCAAACCGAGAUUCUCUCUCAAAACAACAAGAAGAAGGAAACAUCAGUGAAGACAGCAUGGAAGAAUGGAGCGUUUGGGCAAACACUUUGGAACGCUCACAGAGUCGAAAUCAAAAUUUGCCCCAGGGACCUCUACGAGCCUUGA